AAUGCCCCAACAAUUCCAACUACAUUUUGUCAGUUUAUUAUUGCUAACAAAUUUAUUAGCAAUAAUUCCAGUCAGUUAUACAUUGUCUGCUUUAUGGCCAGCUGCUCAUUAUGCAAACGGAUUUAUUGGAGAGCCAUUAGUGGAUAGCAGUGAUUUUGAAAAAAUUGAAGCAUUUCCCCCAGUCAUUGGAGGACAACAAAAACGUAGCAACUCAUUACCCAGUUUGGCACUUUUUGAAAUAACUCCGCUUUCCGGAAACAGAGAAAGGAGAGCACCUUUUAAGACGGAAGAAGACCGUUGGAUGCAGGCUAUGGAUAAUUUGCGAAAACCGAGGUAUUUUUUUGAAGGGAGGGAAGGGAGGAAGGAGGGACGGGAGGAAGGAACUUGGGAAGGAAUUUUCCCGGAGGGACUCUCAAGGGAUAUUAUUGAUUCUGGAGUGAUGACCAUUUCUAGGGCACUAAUACCAAAAUUCGUUCGAGCUUCUGUAAUCUAA
Meloidogyne enterolobii is the source of this 493-nucleotide messenger RNA. The record is from the annotation of a GenBank genome assembly. Lineage: Eukaryota; Metazoa; Nematoda; Chromadorea; Rhabditida; Meloidogynidae.